AUGGAGCGCUCCCCGCCCGACGGACCGCUGAACGCGUCGGGGGCGCUGGCGGGCGAGGCGGCGGCGGCGGCGGCGGGCGGAGUGCGCGGCUUCUCCGCCGCCUGGACCGCGGUGCUGGCGGCGCUGAUGGCGCUGCUCAUCGUGGCCACGGUGCUGGGAAACGCGCUGGUCAUGCUCGCCUUCGUGGCCGAUUCGAGCCUCCGCACGCAGAACAACUUCUUUCUGCUCAACCUCGCCAUCUCCGACUUCCUCGUGGGGGCAUUCUGCAUCCCACUCUACGUGCCCUACGUGCUGACUGGCCGCUGGCCCUUUGGCCGGGGCCUCUGCAAGCUGUGGCUGGUGGUGGACUACCUGCUCUGCACCUCCUCUGUCUUCAAUAUCGUGCUCAUCAGCUAUGACCGCUUCCUGUCGGUCACCCGAGCCGUCUCCUACCGGGCCCAGCAGGGCGACACGCGGCGGGCCGUGAGGAAGAUGGCGCUGGUGUGGGUGCUGGCCUUCCUGCUCUACGGACCUGCCAUCCUCAGCUGGGAGUACCUGUCGGGGGGCAGCUCCAUCCCCGAGGGCCACUGCUACGCCGAGUUCUUCUACAACUGGUACUUCCUCAUCACGGCCUCCACCCUCGAGUUCUUCACGCCCUUCCUCAGCGUCACCUUCUUCAACCUCAGCAUCUACCUGAACAUCCAGAGACGCACCCGUGUCCGGCUGGACGGGGCGCGCGAGGCGGCUGCCUCGGAGCUUUGCCCCGAGGCCCGGCCCUCGUCGCCGCCGCCGGCCGCGCCCAGCUGCUGGGGCUGCUGGCAGAAGGGGUGUGUGGGGGCCGUGUCGCUGCACAGGCGCGGGGUGGGGGGCGGCGAGGCAGCCCCAGGCACCGGGGCCGAGGCUGGGGACGCGGCCCUCGGGGGCGGCAGCGGUGGAGGUGCCGCGGCCUCGCCCACCUCCAGCUCUGGCAGCUCCUCGAGGGGUGCCGAGCGGCCGCGCUCACUCAAGCGGGGCUCCAAGCCGUCUGCAUCCUCGGCGUCCCUGGAGAAGCGCAUGAAGAUGGUGUCCCAGAGCAUCGCCCAGCGCUUCCGGCUCUCGCGGGACAAGAAGGUGGCCAAGUCGCUGGCCGUCAUCGUGAGCGUCUUUGGGCUCUGCUGGGCCCCAUACACACUCCUGAUGAUUAUCCGGGCCGCCUGCCACGGCCCCUGCGUCCCCGACUACUGGUACGAGACGUCCUUCUGGCUGCUGUGGGCCAACUCGGCCGUCAACCCUGUCCUCUACCCGCUGUGCCACUACAGCUUCCGCCGGGCCUUUACCAAGCUGCUCUGCCCGCAGAAGCUCAAGAUGCAGCCCCCCAGCUCCCUGGAGCACUGCUGGAAGUGAGCCGGGCUCCACAGGCACCUGGGAUGCAGGGGCAGAGCCCUCCACCGCCACCCCCCUCGAGGUCCCGGGUUCCGGGCAGCCGAGCCUCUCGCCACCCUCCACCUGGCUGCCCCGCAGGCGUGAGCCCUGCCUUGUCUUCGGCCCACCCGAAACGCCAUGGCAGCCUCUCAGACCGUCCCCUGGCAGUUGA
Messenger RNA from Kogia breviceps (pygmy sperm whale), 1552 nucleotides. RefSeq names its product histamine receptor H3 (gene HRH3). Lineage: Eukaryota; Metazoa; Chordata; Mammalia; Artiodactyla; Physeteridae. Gene Ontology annotation, molecular function: G protein-coupled serotonin receptor activity; histamine receptor activity; G protein-coupled acetylcholine receptor activity. Gene Ontology annotation, cellular component: plasma membrane; dendrite; synapse. Gene Ontology annotation, biological process: G protein-coupled receptor signaling pathway, coupled to cyclic nucleotide second messenger; adenylate cyclase-inhibiting G protein-coupled acetylcholine receptor signaling pathway; chemical synaptic transmission. The record is from RefSeq and is a predicted model, not a curated record.